Xenopus laevis (African clawed frog) is the source of this 2226-nucleotide messenger RNA. It is a transcript of the gene med22.S, whose product is annotated as mediator complex subunit 22 S homeolog. Gene Ontology annotation, molecular function: transcription coregulator activity. Gene Ontology annotation, biological process: regulation of transcription by RNA polymerase II. The record is from RefSeq and is a predicted model, not a curated record. The transcript has 4 exons. Lineage: Eukaryota; Metazoa; Chordata; Amphibia; Anura; Pipidae. Gene Ontology annotation, cellular component: mediator complex; nucleus. The coding region runs from base 174 to 596 and encodes 140 amino acids.
GGUGAUUGACAUGUAAAGAGGCCCAACCAGAUUUUAGGAUGAGGCGGUUCAUCCAAUCGAAGAGAAGCAAAGGGCGGGAGCGGAUGUAAAAAGUGUGUGAAUGUUGAUUGGGAGAGCGGAGGCGGCUGCGCUUACUCGGAAAGCACCAGAGAGUUAAUCACUGAAGAGAGAGGAUGUCCCAGCAGAGGAUUCUGCCCCAGAGUAAGGAGACGCUGCUACAGUCCUAUAACAAGCGGCUUAAAGAUGACAUUAAAUCCAUAAUGGACAACUUCACUGAGAUAAUCAAAACUGCCAAGAUCGACGAGGAACAUCAGGUGUCCCGUCCAACUCAAGGAGAGCAGGAUAACUACGAGAUGCACGUCAGGUCUGCUAAUAUUGUGCGGGCGGGAGAAUCCCUAAUGAAGCUGGUGUCGGAUUUGAAGCAGUUCCUGAUCCUGAAUGACUUUCCUUCCGUCAACGAGUCCAUCAACCAACGCAAACAGCAGCUCCGCGGCCUCCGGGAAGAGUGUGACAAGAAGCUCAUCGCUCUGAGGGACGACAUCGCUAUUGAUCUUUAUGAACUCGAGGAGGAAUAUUACUCUUCCAGGUAUAAAUAGAGGAGGUGUGAGGGCUCAGCACAGAGUUGUGAGGGAAAAGUCAUAUAUACCGCAAGGUCCAGUACCGUGUGUGUACCCUCCAUCUGCGAUUACUAUUGGGUAUUUAUUCUCCUUCCUGGCUAAAUUCUGCACCUUGACUGGUCUGGACCUCAGUGGCAGCAAAGACUCAGCAAAUGCUCAGUGUCACAGUAAUGGGUGACUCCACCUUCUUGUGUUCAUUGCACAAGCCCAACAGCAAGACUAGGCUUCAUACAUCUAUCUAUCUAUCUAUCUAUCUAUCUAUCUAUCUAUCUAUCUAUUUAUCUAUCUAUCUAUCUAUUAUCUGUCUGUCUAUCUAUCUCUCUUAUCUCUUGUCUAGCUCUCUUAACCCUAUCUAUCGCUAUCUCUCAUCUAUUUAUCCAUCUAUCUGUCCAUCCACCCAUUAUCAAUUUGUUUAGCAUCCAUCAUCUAUCUAUCCAUCUAGCCAUAAUCUAUCUAUCCAUCUAUCAGGGGCACAUUGAAAGCAACAGGCGAGUCUGAUGCUGAGUUUAAUUGACGAAGGACCCUAAUUUGCUCCUCACUCAUUGCAAAUCAGAAGGCAGGGACAGCAGCCUGUGGUCCACAAAUGCUCAGCACAUGGUGUUCGUGAACUGCAUUUCUUUUGAAUGAGGGAAAGUGUUCCUUACACAGAGACACGCACAACAGUGUUCCUUACUGACAGUGCUCCCUGGGUUUUGCUCCAUCCAAUAUGGGUACAUUUUCCCUCUAAACAAUCAGGCCUUUUUCAGACCAACAUGUUCUCACUCAUUAUUGUAUGCAGACUGUUCUACCGUCUGGUUAGGGAUCCUGGUCUUUGAUGUAGUUGUGGUUCAGUCCUUGAAUAAGAGCAAAUAUGACCAUUGACAUCUAGUGGUAGGACCCGGUACAGCAGAAAGACCCAGAUUUUAUUUUUUAAAUUUUUUUGGCAGCUUUGCUGUUUUAUUUGCUGCCUCUUUGUGUGUUAUACAACUUUUAUAUUUUACAGCAUAUACAUAUUAUAUCGUUGCACCUGUUGCCCAAAGCCAGCCUUCUUUCUCUACUUCCCAUAGUGCUGUUAUACUAUGCAUGAUUGAUUUUUAUUGAUUAUACAAAUUUUAUUUUAAAAUGACCACAAAAUACAUAUAGUCAAAUACAAGAGUCCUCUGCACUCAACCCAUUAUCAAUAUAUUUAAGACAGCAACAUUUUGUGCAUACUGCUACUGAAAAAUGCCUUACCCUUUAAACAAAACAGGGAUUGUUUGUCCAUAUAUUGCAAUAUAUUUAAGCUGGCCAACUACGUCAAAGUCAUCCCAUAUCUGGCCAGUCCUACGCUUAAUUUUCAUCUGAUUCAUUAAGAAUUCUAUGGUUUCAUUAUACAUUUUACAAAGGGACUAGGUUUUACCUGCAACUUACUAGCUGCUUUUAAUUAUUUUUUAGUAGCAGUAUGCACAAAAUGUCUCUGUCUUAAAUAUAUUGAUAAUGGGUUGAGUGCAGAGGACUCUUGUAUUUGACUAUAUAUAUUGGUUCUGCUGAGCUAAAAUGCUUGUUAUUUCCAGGUUCAUCACUUUGUGCCUGAAUUUAAUGUGCUGUUUAGUUACAGAUUUUAUAUGAUUAAAGGAACUUAUUUAUUGUA